AUGACCUUUUGGCCAUUUCUAGCCCUGGCAUGCGCAUAUAGAGUUUGCUUCCAGGCAUCAACCCAGGCGUUUGCACAUCAGCUUCAGCAACCCGGAAGAAGAGCUGACAACAUUGUGACGCCUUUUGGAGACCGGCGCCCCACGCUGUGUCGAUGCAAUUCUGACACCUCGACAGAUGGGGCAUUUCUUCAGAAGAGGCGCAUCUCCUUGCUGCUUGGAGUGAAGCGAUCAGUGCUGUGCUUGGCGAUCUGCUUUCAGAGUCGGCCUGUGGGCGCCGGCUUGGGCAAGCUCCGCAUGCGGACACAACGGCCGAGUCAGGCUUCACUCGAGGGAAGGUGUAAGCUAUGUAUGUGCAGUGUCAACCAACGAAGUGACAAACAAGCAAAGCCUCACGCAGUUGGGCCGAAGGUCUAG
Messenger RNA from Effrenium voratum, 414 nucleotides. The record is from the annotation of a GenBank genome assembly. NCBI's taxonomy places the organism in Eukaryota, Dinophyceae, Suessiales, Symbiodiniaceae.